AUCGAAAGGCCAUACCGAAACCCAUCGGUUGGUGAUGGUUUAAGUGGUGACGUGCAACGGUCUGCCUCUUUUCAUCGGAGAUGGGUGUCUUGCAGCUGAACGUGUUCCGUUUACUGGGCGACCUGGCCCAUAUUUCCUCGAAAUGCAUCCUCAUAUUCGCCAUUCAACGAAACAAGAGUGCCGAAGGGGUAUCCCUUCUCACCCAGGUGCUCUAUGCCGUGGUCUUCGUUUCGCGCUACCUUGACCUGUUUCGGUCAAGUGGAUGGACGUACUUUUACCUCGUGUUUUUCAAGUUCUUCUACAUACUCUCCUCCUUCUAUAUCAUCUUUUUGAUGAUGAAGGUCUAUCCGCGGACACGAGAGAGGGAGCGGGCGUGGAAGCUGGCUAUCGGCUCCGUCGGCGUUUCCUUCGUUCUGGCGCCCAUCGUGAUCCCGAUCUUCCACGGACGGUUCCCCGGACAUUGGUUCACGGAGAUCUUUUGGACAUUCUCCAUCAUUCUAGAAUCUGUCUGUGUGCUGCCGCAGCUGUUACUUCUGCGCCAGACCACAGUUCCCACCGUGUUCAACUCGUAUUACCUCGUAACGCUGGGCUCCUAUCGAGCCUUCUAUAUUCUGAAUUGGUUAGUUCGAGGUCUGGGAUCGGAACAUUACUGGGAGCCCAUCGCAGACAUCUUCGGCAUCAUCCAGACUGCCUUCUAUAUCGAUUUCGCUUGGGUGUACUAUACGCGUCAACGCGUCAAGCUCCGCAACGGGAGCAUUGUCGAUGCGGAAGACUUCCGAAACAGCUGGCUGGUGAGCAAAGUAUUGAACUUCCGGCAGCGCCAGAGCGUGGACGAGGAGCAGAGCCUCGGCGACGAGGAAGAAGGCAACGGGUCAUUGGAGGGAGACCGGCCCAGAAACAACCGUUGGGGUGCGCGGGGGGUCUCCAUCGCGGCCGACGACACCCUAGACCGGCAUAACGGCGAGACCGGUGACGACCGCCAUGAUGGGCAUGGGGGGUUGGAGGGAUUCGUGGAGGACGAUGAUGCUCACUGGGAGGACCACACGGACGGCUCCAAGCCUGACAGGCAUUCUCCCACUGUGCCAGGCGACCGGGGUUAAUUUACACCCCGGGUGAUCACGACCUCCAAUCUUACUACCUUUUGAGGGCAAUUUGGCUGCAAUUUCAGAGUUGGUCACCGUCAGUCGCGAUGUAGUAUAUGAUCGACCCUUACGUCUCCCCUAUUUUUU
Aspergillus candidus is the source of this 1229-nucleotide messenger RNA. RefSeq names its product ER lumen protein-retaining receptor. The coding region runs from base 81 to 1100 and encodes 339 amino acids. The transcript is spliced from 3 exons. The record is from RefSeq and is a predicted model, not a curated record. Lineage: Eukaryota; Fungi; Ascomycota; Eurotiomycetes; Eurotiales; Aspergillaceae. Gene Ontology annotation, molecular function: ER lumen protein retrieval receptor activity. Gene Ontology annotation, cellular component: endoplasmic reticulum; cis-Golgi network; membrane. Gene Ontology annotation, biological process: protein retention in ER lumen; endoplasmic reticulum to Golgi vesicle-mediated transport.